Molecule: messenger RNA, 1687 nt
Organism: Engraulis encrasicolus (European anchovy)
Lineage: Eukaryota; Metazoa; Chordata; Actinopteri; Clupeiformes; Engraulidae
Product: zinc finger protein 436-like
Exons: 2
Coding region: 295-1059 (254 amino acids)
Biological process (GO): regulation of transcription by RNA polymerase II
Molecular function (GO): DNA-binding transcription factor activity, RNA polymerase II-specific; RNA polymerase II cis-regulatory region sequence-specific DNA binding
Source: RefSeq, a predicted model, not a curated record
GAGGAGGAUGAGGUUGUGGAGGUGAAGGUGGAGGAGGGUCUGGAUAGUGACGAUGGAUCUUCAAGUCAAGUCAAGUCAAGUGGUGGGCCAAGGAUUCAGUCAAAUGGAAGACCGUGCACAGAGGGGAAACGAUACACCGAUCCCACAGACACAACCCAUUCUGUGGAAAAACCAUAUGUAUGCACAGAGUGUGGAAAGAGUUUUCGUCUUCUGAACUAUCUCAAGAAACACCUGAAGUUCCAUUCCGGGGAAAAACCGUGUGUGUGCUCUCAAUGUGGAAAGAGCUUUCUGAACAUGUCCGCCCUCAAGACCCACCUGAUCACCCACUCGGGAGAAAAGCCAUUCGAGUGCUCUCAGUGCGGGAAGAGGUUUGGCAGAUUGAGCCAUCUGAAGGACCACGAGAUGAUCCACUCGGACGAGAAGCGAUUCGAGUGCUCCGAAUGCGGGAAGAGAUUUUGCCAGCUGAGCCAUUUCAAGUCCCACCUGAUGAGCCAUUCGGGGGAAAGGCCAUUUCAGUGCCUUGAAUGCGGGAAGAGCUUCGGUCAAAUGUCCACCUUCAAAAAGCACCAGGUCAUCCAUUCAGAGGGCAAAGACAAAAAUCCGUUCGAGUGCUCCGAAUGUGGAAAGGUCUUUACUCAGAUGAACAAUCUCAAGAGACACCAGAUGAGUCAUUCGGGGGAAAGGCCAUUUAAAUGCUCUCAAUGCGGAAAGAGCUUCAUUCGAAUUAACGAACUCAAGAAUCACCAGAUGAUCCAUUCUGGUGAAAAGCCAUACGAGUGCUCUCAGUGUGGAAGGAGGUUCAUUCAAAGCGCCCAUCUCAAGUCUCACCAGCGUAAACAUUCGGGAGAAAAACCGUUUCAGUGCUCUCAGUGUGGAAAGAGCUUUUCUCACAAGAAUAAUCUCACGUACCACCAGAAGAUCCAUGCAGAGGAGAAACCAUAUAAGUGUUCUCAUUGUGGAAAGGGGUUUAGCGCAUUUAACAGCAUGAAGAGACACCAGAACAAUCACAAACUGCACAAAUACGAUGAACACAACAAGAGUGACAAGCAAUUGAUGUAAGCUGGGCUUACACUGUGCGACUUUUGCCCCGAUUUGGCACUCGCACAAGUUUUUGAGAGUCUGGCCUAUUUCUUGAUCAAUCGCAGGUCAAUCGUGAGUCUCACAUCGUGUAGUGUACAUGGGGUAACGACAAGCGAUUUCACCUCACGAUCGCACAAUCGUAGGGUCGCAAGAAAAUCAAAACGGUUUGAAAUCCUGGUCGUGUCUUGUGAGUUAAUCGCACAGUUAAAGCAGUGCUACGACCCGACACAUGCACAAAAGAAUAGGGCCGUGCGAUUUGCUCUUGAGCGCGUCCUUAUCUCCACCUCCGGUGUGCAUGUUCCCUCCUCUGCAGACCCGGGAAAUAUGCCUGUCGGGUCGCACAGUGGAAGCAUUCGGCUCACAUCCGACUGUCGGCUCGUAUAGUGCGAUGGCGUGAGUCGUGAGAUGUGAACUUUUAAACCAUGGAAUUUCCUUGUGUAGUGUGAGCAGGAGCUUAAUACCCACGAGUGAAAAUAUCGCACAGUGUAUGUCCAACUUAAAUUUUAGAGGAGAUGGCGUCAAAGCAAGUGGCUAUGGUGUUUUUGGGCGACAUGAGCAAUGGUUUGUAGUUGGACUUCAGCGAACAUUGUAACAUGACACGUUUCAA